AGGGAAAUUCAAACUUUUGUAGUUGGCUAACUUCUCAGUUACGGGCGGCUAACUAAUUGUCAGUUCAUAGCAAACAACUAACUGCAUGGAAAUCGUAGAUUUUCGCUGCUGAACAUAUUUAACUACAAGAAACAGGUUGCAGAUCUGCGAGAUGCCUGUGGACAGUGCUGCGGAGCUUCUUAAAUAUUAUGAAGUGUACGAAACCAUAGGCUCCGGUGGAUUCGCCAAGGUGAAGCUCGGGCGACACAUUUUAACAGGGGAAAAUGUUGCAAUUAAAAUAAUGGAUAAAAAAGACCUUGGGGAUGACUUGCCACGAGUUAAGAUCGAGAUUGAGGCCAUGAAGAAUCUAAGCCACCAGCAUGUGUGCCGGCUCUACCACGUCAUCGAGACCUCCACCAAGAUCUUCAUGGUGCUGGAGUACUGUCCUGGGGGCGAGCUGUUUGACUACAUCAUCGCCAAGGCUCGUCUGUCGGAGGAGGAGACGCGGGUGUUUUUCCGCCAGAUCGUGUCUGCGCUGGCGUACGUGCACAGCCAGGGCUACGCCCAUAGGGAUCUGAAGCCGGAAAACUUGCUAAUCGAUGAGGAUCACAACCUAAAGCUGAUUGAUUUUGGUCUGUGUGCAAAACCCAAGGGAGGCCUGGGCUACGAGCUGAAGACCUGCUGCGGCAGCCCCGCUUACGCGGCUCCAGAGCUCAUCCAGGGCAAGGCCUACAUCGGCUCUGAGGCCGAUGUGUGGAGCAUGGGGGUGCUGCUCUACGCCCUGCUGUGUGGCUACCUGCCCUUCGAUGAUGACAACUGCAUGGUGCUCUACAGGAAGAUUACAAGGGGCCAAUAUGACCACCCUCACUGGCUGUCUCCAGGCAGUAUCCUGCUGCUCAACCAGAUGAUGCAGGUGGAGCCAAAGAUGCGCGUCACUGUUCGGCACCUGCUGGACCACCCCUGGGUGAUGCAGGGCGACAGCAGCCCUGUGGAGUGGCGCAGCAAACGCCCUCUGGGGCACAUUGAUGAAGACUGCAUCACUGAGAUGGCCGUCAGUUUAAAACGCUCCAGGAAAAACACCGCCCAGCUUGUCUCAGAGUGGAGGUACGAUCAGACAACUGCCACUUACCUCCUGCUCCUGGCCAAGAAGCAGCGCGGGAAGCCGGUGCGUCUCCGCCCUGUGCAGGACAUCACCUGUUCGCCCCAGCUGGAGCACAAGCCCAAAAAGACCCUGCAGUUCUACGAGGACGGCGAUGGGGAGGUGGAGCCCCUUGUGGUCCUGGGCCCGGUGGACUUCGCCACGGACGACGCCACUGACGGACGCUGCAGCCCCUGGGUCCGCCGGUCCCCCCGCACCCAGCCGGAGAACCCACGGCAGACCUGCACGCCUGGGCGGAAGAGGGCGGAGCCAGCCAGGGUGUCCGCCCUGGACCGCGAGCGCAUCCAUCCCAGGAAGCAGGCUGUGGUGGAAAACAAGGAGAAUGUGGGUGGGGUCACGCCUGAACCCCGGGGGAGGGACACGUUCGCCCUGCCCGCCGCCCCCCGCACUCCGGCCAGCAGCAAGAGGAGCGCCCGCCCGCCCAACAAGGUCGUCCUCUCCACCCCAAAUAACAACCACCACCACUACAACCACAACAACAGCAGCAACAACAACCCUGCCACAGAUACGCGAAAGGUGGCUGCCGGUGGUUCUUCUAAACCACCGCCCCAGGAGCAGGGCUCUGAGCAGGAGGUGGAGGCCGAACUGGAGGUGCUGCCCUUCAGCCCAGAGAGGAGGUCCCGCUCUCUGGACAUGGCCACGCCCCAGAGUGACAGCUCCCAGAAGAGGAAGGCGGGGAAGGUUUUCGGGAGCCUGGAGAGGGGGCUGGACAAGGUCAUCACCAUGCUCACACCCAGCAAGAAGAAGGCCCUGCGGGACGGCCCCCGUAGGAUCAAGGCACAGUACAACGUGUCCUUAACCAGCCAGACGAACGCAGAGCAGGUCCUCAAGCAGAUCCUCUGCAUCCUGCCCGAGAAGAACGUGGACUUUGUACAGAAAGGGUACACGCUAAAGUGCCGGACGCGGUCGGACUUUGGGAAGGUGACCAUGCAGUUUGAGCUGGAGGUGUGUGUGCUGACCCGGCUGGAGGUGGUGGGGAUCCGCCGGCAGAGGCUGAAGGGGGACGCCUGGGUGUACAAACACCUGGUGGAGGACAUCCUGUCCACGUCGCACGUCUGAGCAUCGCCAUGGGCAUCGCCAUGGGCAUCGCCAUGGGCAUCGCCAUGGGCAUCGCCAUGGGCACGGCGUGCAGCCGCCCCGCCCCGCUCCGCUGUACACCGUGCACAGCUUUUUCUUUUAUUAUGAACCGUUUUACAUCCUGCACUACUCAGAGGACAUCAUUAAAGAUGCCCAACUUCUCGGUCCAUAUUUUUCUAGUCUUCUGUUCUCUAUUGUCCUGAGUCACUUAUGAGUGUGGUCUUCCUUUUGUUUUACUCUAAAUAUUAAUAAUUAAAUAAUUAAUAAAGAAAAA
Conger conger (European conger) is the source of this 2489-nucleotide messenger RNA. It is a transcript of the gene melk, whose product is annotated as maternal embryonic leucine zipper kinase. The record is from RefSeq and is a predicted model, not a curated record. Gene Ontology annotation, cellular component: cytoplasm. Lineage: Eukaryota; Metazoa; Chordata; Actinopteri; Anguilliformes; Congridae. Bases 152 to 2197 code for a protein of 681 amino acids. The transcript is spliced from 18 exons. Gene Ontology annotation, molecular function: tau-protein kinase activity; protein serine/threonine kinase activity; ATP binding. Gene Ontology annotation, biological process: protein phosphorylation; microtubule cytoskeleton organization; intracellular signal transduction.